AUGCCUCCUCCCGCUUCCUCCAUAGCUCCUGACGGUACGAAACUGUCCUUGGACGAUGGUCCGGUGAAUUCAGCCAAACUAUUGAUUAGUGAAAAAUUGCGCCAGGCAGAGACGAACUUCGUCGGUCCUUUGCGAGCCAUUUUCAAGGAUGCCUUCAAAAACUAUCCAACUGCAACUUCGUAUUUUAUGAUUUUCUGCGGUCUUAGCUUGUUACCGAUCAUGUGUUUCGUUGGGUUUACCAUCUUCAUUGCAUCAGCCCUGUUAGCUACAGGAUUGGUUUUCGUUUUGACCUGGGGUGGUGUUAUGAUCGGUUCUGCUCGUUGA
Messenger RNA from Melampsora larici-populina 98AG31, 324 nucleotides. RefSeq lists its product as uncharacterized. Bases 1 to 324 code for a protein of 107 amino acids. The transcript is spliced from 3 exons. Lineage: Eukaryota; Fungi; Basidiomycota; Pucciniomycetes; Pucciniales; Melampsoraceae. The record is from RefSeq and is a predicted model, not a curated record.